AUGUCUGUAGCUCGUACAAGCUCCAGGCAUCACGACCGGGCUCCGUCGUCGUCGCGUCGGCGCUACUACGCGAAGGAGGACUACGCGCAGCCGAGAGAUGAGCACACGUCUCGUUCGACGUCUCAUCAGCGCUACUCUUCGUCGCACCAGAGACCACACCGCAGCAACAGCGCGUCAAGCCUACCUGAAGGACUUAGUCAUGUCUCGCGAGACCCGAAGUGUUACUCCAAGUAUGGCUACGCGCCAGAGAAUGCAGUGCUGCUUCUGCGUCGACAGAGCACGCAGCCACCACGCCGCCGCACCUCGUUCAUAUCUCACUCCAACGGGGAGAACGAGGGAGAAGGGGUCUACCACCGACGAGCUGUCGAGUCAACCGGUCCUCGUUGCCACUCGACGCCGCACAGGCGGCACUCGUCCUCUCGUCAUGCCACAUCAGCGAACGGUGCUUUAAGCACCGCUCUCGUAGUUGUUGAGGAUAGCAAGCAAGCGUCCCCGCGUCGCUCUGCUCGCACCUCCACUGACGGCUCCCCUCGCCGUAGACACCACCAACACAGGGCGUCGGAAGUUGGCGACAGCAGCGUGGUGCGCAGUCCUCGCCAACAUCGGUGUCGCUCUUCGGCAAGCCCGCGCCGCUCACACAGACCAACAGGCUCGCCUAUUCGUCCCGAGCGCCACCACUCAUCCUCAUAUGAGCUCCGCCAUGCGUCUACCAAGCCGCACGCACGCAGCUCCCAAGGCAGUCCCCGGCGCCACCGCCACUCAGACACGACAAGCUCGACAGCCCCUGCACCAACAAUUGUGGCAAAACACCGGCAGGACACGCUGCGGCACAGCAGUCCCCGUCAAGCGGGGGUGACUGCCAAGGGUGAGGCAACACCGCGCCGCACUCACCGGUACAGUCGAGCGAAAGGGGGCAGCAGCGCAGUGAAGGAUGAUCGUAGCCCACGUCGGCACGCCAGUGCACACCGCAGUCGUAGCUCGCGGACGGAGUCCCAACACCAUUCCGAGAAGCGUCAUCGCCAUCAUCGCACCUCGACUCCUGACUCCGUGGGUGAGGCAAGCCACCGCUCUCGGCACACGCCCUUCUUUCGCCCAUCAUCAGAGGACCUGUAUGCGGUGCCGCCGCCUCCGACCGGCUCCACGUACCUUCGUCCUACAGCCAACAGCCAUACGGCUGGUCACCCUCGCUCCGGUUCCCACAUUGAGGUAAUUAGCGUAAACUCGACGCGCCUGGAGUCCACUAAUGGAUGGUCGCACCCCCACCCCAACGCCCCUCACCCCUCUCGCCGAUCCCACGAGGAUGACCCACCAGUGGUGAUUCCCAGCCCACGAGGGCAGCAGAUUAUGCAGCGCAUCGACUCCACCCGUCACUGGAUAGAGAAAAUGAAGGAGGAGCUGAAGGACCGUGAGCACGAGUUUCAGCGGGUAGAUGUCGCACGCAAGCGUGCAGCUCGGCACAGCGCACGUAGGGAGCCUUCCAACUUAGCCUCACAUGCUGAGAGCGCACGGCGGCACCGCACCUCGUCCACUGGCUCGCGCCGCCACACGCGCGGAGAGACUCAUGCAGCUGUCCCGCCGCCUGUGGGCGCAGCUUCCCAGGCAAUAAGCCGUCAGCACACGCAUGAAGCGAUUCCAUCGGUGGCUUCUUCGAACGGGUCUCGCCGUGUAUCUGAGCAGCAAGCGCCGCCAAAGCAUGAGAAGCGCCACCACAACAGUCGUUCGUCUGUAAAGGCGCCGCCGCCGCCACCAGUCACUGCUCCCCGCACCCCAACAUCGGACCCGGACCCGCAGAAGGCAUUGAUGGACACCGUCAGCAGCUCUCGCGAGGGGGGUUUCGACUACCCGAUCUUCUCCUUCAUGUCCUUCUUGGACGGCAACACGUUCGAUAGCACCGCGAGUCUAUGCCAGUACAACGUGAACCUCGCCGAGAGCCUUAGUGACGAGCACCUCGACAUCCUGCGAGCGGCCAUCUUUAACCACAAUGAAGAAGCGUUUGCAGAACUUCUCUACGGUGAUGAUGUAGAAGCGGAGAUCGGCGGCGCUGCAGCGUCACUUGGACACAGCGAAAAUUCAGUGGUGCAGCACGAACUGGCUGUGCUCCAACAAGCAGCUGUGCGGCGGUUCAAUGACAAGUGUACGAAAGCGCUCAAGAGGCUCUUGUCAGCAGAGGGUGGCCUAGCCAAAGCGGUCCAGGUGGCUGCUUCGCAGCUGGAGCACCAAGCGUACCAAGUGGACGAAUGUCUGGUGGUUGCUCCGUGA
Molecule: messenger RNA, 2259 nt
Organism: Leishmania braziliensis MHOM/BR/75/M2904
Lineage: Eukaryota; Euglenozoa; Kinetoplastea; Trypanosomatida; Trypanosomatidae
Exons: 1
Coding region: 1-2259 (752 amino acids)
Source: RefSeq, a predicted model, not a curated record